AAACAACUUUCCUUCCCCCAAAAUAAAACCAAAGCCCAAACCCAGAUUGCUUCUACAAGCAAAUAUAAAAUAUAGAUAAAAUCAGACCUGACUUUAAAAAAAGCAGCAGCUCCUUGUUCUGAAGAUGGGGUUUUGACUAAUCAGAGAUGCUCAUCGCUUGUCUGUUUCCUACAUGAUUGGCUAAAAGGGUAAGAAUUACACCCCAAAACCACUUUUCUCCUCCUCCCCCACUCCUCCCCCCUUACAUGCUAGCAUGUUUUUAAAGAAGACCACGAGGGGAAGGGAAGAGGGGAGCUCAGAGCCUUCAUCAGCCUCAAGAUGAGGACAGCUGGGCCAGAAAUGGAUCUCAUUCAGCUUUCGUCUGUGACUACAGUCACUUUCAACUAUGAUGACUACUACUACGAGGACAGCUGCCAGUAUGAGCAGCUACAACAUAUGACUGCUUUCCUCCCUAUCCUGUACGCUGCCGUGUUCUUGGUGGGCAUUCUUGGCAACUCCAUUCUGAUCAUAGCCUUAGUCUUCAAACGACGGGUCCAGAGGCUGAUUGACAUCUUCAUCAUCAACCUCGCUGCUUCAGACUUCAUCUUCCUCAUCACGCUGCCAUUCUGGGUGGACAAGGAGGCAUCAGAUGGCAUAUGGAGGGUAGGAUCUUUCCUCUGUAAAGCUAGUUCUUACAUCAUCUCAGUCAACAUGUACUGCAGCAUCCUCCUCCUCACUUGUAUGAGUGCAGACCGGUACCUUGCCAUCAUGUACCCCUCCAUUGCUAGAAGGGUCCGAACCAGAUCCUAUUCCAGUGGUCUUUGCUUGUGCGUCUGGUUGUUAUCCUGCUGCUUAGGAAUGCCAACCCUUUUGUCCAGAGAACUGAAUGAGCGCUACGGCAAGAUGUACUGCACAGACAAAGACGUGACAAAAUCCAAACAGAUCACAUCACUGAUGAUUUUAAUCCUGGCCUUCUUCUUCCCCCUCUUGAGCAUUCUGACCUUCUACUGCUCCAUCACAAAGAGACUCUGUGUCCAUUACCAGAGAUCUGGGAAACAUGAUAAGAAACUGAGAAAAUCUAUCAAGAUCGUCUUCAUUGUGGUGGCUGCUUUUGUCAUCUCUUGGGUGCCCUUCAACCUCUUCAAGCUUAUGGCCAUCCUGUUGGGUCUGCAGAAGCUGCCUGACUGUUUCCUUGACAUGGUUGCCCAGGUGGGCAUGACAGUGAGCAGCCCCUUUGCCUUUGCCAACAGCUGUGCCAACCCUUUCAUUUACUACUGCUUUGACAAUUACAUCCGCAGAGCCAUGCUCAGGUGCCUGUGUCCAUGGGUGAAAGCCAGCAGCGGCAGCACCGUCUCCGACACGUUGGACACUCGCCUGAGCCACUCCUUAUCCAAUUUCAUCGCAGGGGAGUACACUGCGAGGAAGAGGAAGCGCUCGGUGUCCCUCUAACUGGGAGCCAGGACCACGGAGAAAGGGACCUCUCUUUCCAAAGGUGGCAGGGAAAGAAUAGAACAAGAAAAGGGGCAAAAAAAUAAGCGGCAGAGGCAGGGCUGCAACUGUAGUGCAGCCAGCACUUCAGGCUGGUGGUACAGCACUUCCCUUUAAACACAGGUAUAUUGAAUAGGAAAUUUUAACCACAGAGCUACAGUUCACAGAGAUCACUGUGUCACUGCGCAGCAUAAGUGUGAAACUGCUGUGAUGAGAGACAUCCACCUAGGCUGGUGCUGGAACUACAAGCUGAGAGCAAAGUCAAGCCAUCAGCCAAAGCCGCCCCAAAGCAAUCUUUGAAUUUAAACGCAUAGGUUUUCAUUCUGCUCAGAGCAAGACAAAGCAACAGAAGUACUUUUUCUCUCUGGUUCCUAGCUUACUUACAAAAAUACUGCAACGUCCUAUAAAAUAAACCUGAUGAAUUCUCCUUAUUUUGGAGGUUUUCUGUAUUUAGAAAUGCAAUGUUUUAAUGAAUUUGUGUUACCUGCUCUUGUAACUUGAGUCUUGUGCAUUUUUUCUUGAAGUUUCAGCUUCUCGAUUAAGAGAUUAAAUACGUUUUAAUCAAAGGAAUUAAAGUCAGUUACUAGCCCCUGUGGUUUCCAAAAGAAAGAAAAAAAAAGACAGCUUGAAGGCAGAGAAACCAGAAGAUGAGCAAAAGAAACUGCAUUUAAACCUUUUCGUAACAGCAAACAACCAAAAAAAAAAAAAAAGAAAA
Meleagris gallopavo (turkey) is the source of this 2182-nucleotide messenger RNA. It is a transcript of the gene GPR15, whose product is annotated as G protein-coupled receptor 15. Gene Ontology annotation, cellular component: external side of plasma membrane; membrane. Lineage: Eukaryota; Metazoa; Chordata; Aves; Galliformes; Phasianidae. Gene Ontology annotation, biological process: immune response; positive regulation of cytosolic calcium ion concentration; cell chemotaxis. Gene Ontology annotation, molecular function: C-C chemokine binding; C-C chemokine receptor activity. The record is from RefSeq and is a predicted model, not a curated record.